Clavispora lusitaniae ATCC 42720 is the source of this 726-nucleotide messenger RNA. RefSeq lists its product as uncharacterized. NCBI's taxonomy places the organism in Eukaryota, Fungi, Ascomycota, Pichiomycetes, Serinales, Metschnikowiaceae. The record is from RefSeq and is a predicted model, not a curated record.
AUGGCCACCAGAGAAUCGAAUUUUUUGCUCAACACAGAAAAUUAUGAUACUUUAUAUCUGCUCGUCACAAGGCUCCGAAAACAAGUUGAGGAGAAUGAAAACUUGGUUGGCCGCAUAGCGAAGUUGAUAGAUCAUUCUUUCCGAGCACCAGCGCCUUUCAAUGCCGAAACAGAAGCGGAAUCAGCAAGUUCUGUUGAAGAAGAGGGCGACGAGCUCCGGCACUAUCUCGAUUCCAAAUACAAGCUUGACCAAAUGAAGGAUGAAGAGGAGCAGUUUCUGGAUGUGGAAAACGUUAGGCUACGGCAGCUUUUGUGUGACAAUGCCAAGCUCAUGAGGAUUCUAGAGGCUAAAAAGAAGGCCAAUAGCGAGCUUCUACAAAUAUAUUUUGAGUACGAGCGGCUCUUGAGAGAGGUUGUGCUUCCCAAACUAGCUGAGGAUGUAAGCCGAAGAAACAUUGAAAACAUCCAGAAUGCCAAGAAGAACGUUGCCGUGAAAUAUGAAGCCGAAGCGAGGUUCUGGGAGAAGUACCAUGAGUAUGUUCUUGUGCUUGAGCGGGCGAAAAAUGCCAUACUGGGACUUCUUCGAAUAGUACACGAGAAGUUGGAUGGAGACGAUCUUCGGAGACUCGAAACACAGUUUCUCAUUCUUCAAGAGCUUGUCGGACAUGCCCAGCAGGGGAAUCUUACGAGAAAACGAGACAUUGGAUGGGACGUGCAAUGGCACUGA